UCCAACAUUUUCAUUUCACUCGUGGUCAAGUUCCACAAAGAAGAUGGCCAUGAAAGUGUAUGGGCUGCCCAUGUCGACCAACGUAGCCCGUGUUCUUGUGUGUUUGGAGGAAGCUGGAGCACAGUAUGAAGUUGUUCCAAUCGAUUUCUCAACUGCUGAGCACAAGAGUCCAGAGCAUACUUCACGUAAUCCGUUUGGUCAAGUGCCAGCUCUUCAGGAUGGUGAUUUGAUUCUCUUUGAAUCGCGUGCAAUUUCGAAGUACGUGCUUCGCAAGUACAGCUCUGAACUUGUGAAGGAACACAGCAUUUCUGACUCUGCCAAGGUUGAUGUGUGGCUGGAAGUGGAGUCACGCCAUUUCAAUGAGCCCAUGUCUGUGGUAAUCUACCAAUGCCUCAUCCUCCCAGUGUAUUUUGGUGGACAGACCGAUGUGAAGGUCGUUGAAGAGAAGCUGGAGAAGCUCAAGAAGACUUUUGAAGUGUAUGAGGAGCGUCUGUCCAGGUCCAAGUACUUGGCUGGAGAUUUCCUCAGCCUGGCAGAUCUGAGCCAUUUCCCAACUGCAUACUACCUGCUGGCCACCCCUCAUGCAGCUGUGCUUGAUGAGUUCCCUCUUGUGAAGGCUUGGAUCUCUGACAUGCUGGCUAGGCCCACUGUCAAGAAGGUCAUAGACAUGAUGAAGGCAACUGCCUAGAAGAAAAAGUUCAUGGUGCUUACUUAUCAUGGUUGUGAUCCUUCCUAAAUGAUGUCAUCUGAGAAGGUGUGAUUGAAUAAGACAUGGGACAGAAUUAUCCUUGGCUUGUUUGCUUGAUAAGUGCUAAAUGAAUGUGUUGCUU
Messenger RNA from Oryza brachyantha (malo sina), 830 nucleotides. RefSeq names its product probable glutathione S-transferase GSTF2. Gene Ontology annotation, molecular function: glutathione transferase activity; glutathione binding. Gene Ontology annotation, cellular component: cytoplasm. The transcript has 3 exons. The coding region runs from base 44 to 688 and encodes 214 amino acids. NCBI's taxonomy places the organism in Eukaryota, Viridiplantae, Streptophyta, Magnoliopsida, Poales, Poaceae. The record is from RefSeq and is a predicted model, not a curated record.